GCCAGGUUCUUCUUAAUACCCACGUGAUUAGGUUUUAGCUCGCGCCAUUUUGACAACAAUUGCGACAUGGAAUAAAAAAAUCGCUGACAAUGUCUAACAUUCAUGUUGAUAAAGACGCGUAUUGGCGUAGAAUUAAAGCCCUGUAUUCAGCUUGGGGUAAAGCACCUGAAAAUGAUGGCUAUGGGAAAAUGGAUGCCCUGGUUGUUGCCAUGGGACAAGAUGAAGAAGUUGUGUACUCGAAAACUACCUCUAUACAGACAUGGUUGUUUGGUUACGAACUAGCUGACACGGUCAUGGUGUUGUGUGAGAAGUACAUCUACAUACUUGCUAGUAAGAAGAAGAUUGAUUUCCUAAAACAGGUAGAGGCAGGCAAGGAGAAUGAGAAUGGCUUACCUUCUGUUAGAUUGCUGGUCAGAGACAAGGCAGACAAGGACAAGGCAAAUUUCAACAAACUGAUCGAAGCUAUAAAGAAGAGUAAAAAGGGGAAAACUAUUGGUGACUUUUCUAAAGAUAAAUUUCCAGGUGAUUUCAUGGAUGCCUGGAGGUCUGCUUUGAAAGGAGCCAACUUUGAAAAGGUUGAUGUGAGUGGAAAUGUGGCUGUUGUGAUGUCACCAAAGGAAGAAUCUGAACUAAAAACGAUCCAGAAAGCUUGUGUGGCCACUUGUGAUGUCUUCUCUAAAUAUCUUAAAGAACAAAUCAUGGAAGUCAUUGAUGCUGAUAAGAAAGUGAAGCACUCUAAGCUUGCUGAUGGUGUGGAACAAGCAUUAAAGAACAAGAAAUAUUUACCAGCUGGCAUUGAUGCUUCACAAUUAGACAUGUGUUAUCCAGCUAUCAUACAGAGUGGAGGGAAAUACAGCCUCAAGUUUUCUACAGUCAGUUCUGACGAGAGUCUACAUUUUGGAACAAUUAUCUGCUGUAUGGGUUUACGGUACAAGUCAUACUGCUCUAAUAUUGUAAGAACAUUGAUGGUUGAUCCUACAGACAAGAUGCAGAAAGAUUAUGAGUUUCUCCUGGAAGUUGAAGAUGAAAUCUUGAAGAAACUGCAACCUGGAACAAAAUUGAGCGCUGUUUACGAUUCUGCUGCAGGUUAUGUGAAAUCAAAAAGACCAGAAUUGCUUGAUAAAAUGACAAAGAAUGUUGGGUUUGCUAUGGGCAUAGAGUUUAGAGAGGGCUCUAUGCUGAUCACUGGAAAGUCACAAAUUCCUGUGAAAAAGAAUAUGGUGUUUAACAUCAAUGUUGGAUUUUCUGACCUGGAGAAUAAGGAAAGCAAGGACUCUGCAGGAAAGAAGUAUGCUCUGUUUAUAGGGGACACAGUACUUGUGAGUGAGGGAUCACCAGCAUCUGUGAUGACAAAUGCAAAGAAGCGAAUGAAGUAUGUAGGAAUAUUUCUGAAAGACGAGGAUGAGGAGGAGGAUGAAGAGGAAGAAGAAAAAAAGCCACAACAACCAGAGAUGUUAGGGAGAGGAAGGAGGAAUGCUGUGUUGGAGAACAGAACUAGGCCUGAUGCUACCACGGAAGAAAAAAGAAUCAAACAUCAAAAAGAACUUGCCGAGAGACUGAAUGAAGAAGCAAGGGAGAGAAUGAGGGGAUUGAAGACUGGCGGUGAUGAGAAAAAGAUGAGAAAAUCCAAUGUUUCCUACAAGACUAUCUCACACCUGCCGAGUGAAUCAGAGAUUAGAGAACUGAAGCUGUUUGUAGAUAAGAAGUACGAGACAAUUAUCCUUCCAAUAUUUGGAUUACCAACACCAUUUCACAUUUCUACUGUCAAAAACAUAAGUCAGUCUGUGGAAGGAGACUACACAUAUCUUCGUAUAAACUUUUUCCAUCCCGGCUCAGCUCUUGGAAGAAAUGAGGGAAACACUUUCCAACAGACUGAUGCUACUUUCCUUAAAGAAAUAACUUACAGAAGUUCCAACACAAAGGAACCUGGAGAACUCUAUGCUGCUUCGUCUAACCUGAACACUGCCUACAGAUUGAUCAAAGAAGUACAGAAAAAGUUCAAGACUAGAGAAAUGGAAGAGAAAGAAAAAGAGGGUAUAGUAAAACAAGAUGCUCUCAUAGUAAACCCAAACAGAGGUAACCCCAAGCUGAAGGAUCUGUAUAUAAGGCCAAACAUUGUCUCAAAGAGAAUCUCUGGCUCCCUGGAAGCACAUUCUAAUGGUUUCAGAUUUACAUCAGUUAGAGGAGACAAGGUAGAUGUUUUAUACAACAACAUAAAACAUGCCUUCUUCCAGCCAUGUGAUGGAGAAAUGAUAAUUUUGUUACACUUUCACCUAAAGCAUGCUAUAUUGUUUGGCAAGAAGAAACAUAUAGAUGUACAGUUCUACACGGAGGUGGGAGAAAUCACGACAGAUUUGGGUAAACAUCAGCACAUGCACGACAGAGAUGAUUUACGUGCUGAACAGGCUGAGAGAGAUAUGAGACAGAAACUGAAGUCGGCCUUCAAGAAUUUCUGCGAAAAAGUAGAAAGUUUGACCAAAAAUGAGGUGGAAUUUGAUACACCAUUCAGAGAGCUUGGUUUUCAUGGAGCUCCAUUCCGCAGUACCGUGCUCCUUCAGCCUACCAGUGGUUGUCUGGUUACCUUAACAGAAUGGCCCCCAUUUGUUAUCUCCCUUGAUGAAGUUGAACUGGUCCACUUUGAGCGUGUGUCAUUCCAUCUGAAGAACUUUGACAUCGUGUUUGUGUUUAAAGAUUACCACAAGAAGAUUGCUAUGGUGAACUCUGUUCCAAUGCAAGUGCUUGAAAACGUCAAGGAAUGGUUAAAUUCCUGUGACCUGCGUUACACAGAAGGUGUACAAUCUCUCAACUGGACAAAGAUUAUGAAAACUAUCACAGAUGACCCAGAAGGGUUCUUCGACAAUGGUGGUUGGAGUUUCUUGGAUCCUGAGAGUGAGGACGAGGGAGAUGAUGAUGAAGAUGAAGAAGAUGAGGAAUUUAAUCCGUCAGAUGACUUCAGUGGUAGUGAGGAAGAAAGUUCUGAUGACUACAGUGAGGAGAGCAACUGGGAGGAAGAGGAGGAAGAUGAUUCAGAUGAAGAGGAGGAUCUUGGUUCUAGUGAAGAGAGUGGUAAAGACUGGGAUGAACUGGAAGAAGAGGCCAGGAGAGCUGAUCUGGAGUUAGACGAGUAUGGUAGUGACUCGAACACAAAACACAAACAUAGUAAGAACAGACCUUCACACAAAUCGUCACACAAGUCUUCAUCACACAAGUCACCACACAAGUCUUCGUCACACAAGUCGUCGUCACACAAGUCGCCACAUAAGUCCUCGUCACACAAAUCACCGCAUAAAUCGUCUCAUCAUCACAAGUCGUCACGAGACAAAGACCGCCACUCUGCGUCUCCGAAGAAGAGAAAGCACAGCGGUGAUGAUGGCGGACGUGAUAAGAAAAAGAAGAGGAAGUGAGCAGUAGAUAAAACAACAAAAAAAAAACAACAUUGAUGCUACAUAGCCGAAUAACAUUUUAGGACUCUGACAAUGAUUUGAAAGCAGUCUAGAUACAUCUUCACUACUUACAAUUAGCACUAUCUAAAAAUGCACAAAAACUGUUCUUUACAAGUGGUGUAAACACAGUUGGUGUAGUGAACAUGUCGUGUAUACUGAUCUAAACUAUGUUUCAAUGUGAAAUCGAAUAUAUUAGUCAGCUGAACAAUAUCGAAAGUGUGCUUUAACUGGCAAAUUUUGCUUGAGCAUUCUUGAUCAACCUUGACUUCUUCAUGUUUAACUUUCGGACACGCCCAAUACUCGGAGGAAAAUAUGAAACUUUCUUGAAGUUAGCUCUGAUCUAAUAUUGCAGGAUCUGCUGGAAUUCUGCAAGAGUUUUUCAGUGUUUAUUUGUCUUUGUACAUUUCAGUUGUAAGUGUAUUAUUUGAUGAAUAUUGUACUUGUGUUGGUAAUGCCUUGGUAGUGCAUGAUACAUAUUACAGAAAUCUCGCCAAGAGUUUUGCACUGAAAAUGUUUUUUAUUGUGUUUACUAUCGCAAAAAGUGGCAUUGUCAGCGAGUGAUCACAUUUUUGAAAACUGAUAUAUGAAUUUAUUCUUAAUUCUGUAAAUAUGUGACUCAAAAUUUUGCUUCUCUAGCCUCUAUAUGAUUUGUAGAAACACAAAAAAAUUGUAAAUGAACAAUUGAUUUAGCAUUUACUAUUUGAAGAAAAAAAUAGUUUUCUUUUACUUCCUUAUCAUUUGUUUAAUAUGUUUAAAGUGUAGAUAUGUAAAAUUGUGUAAAAAAUAGGAAAUGUUGUGUAACUGAAGAGCUAUAUUAAUUUGACAUGUUUAUAUAAAUGUCAGGAGAUUUUCAGCUUGAAAGAAAAAAAACCUUGACAUAAUCAUAAUUUAUAUUGUUACUGUUCAAACAUGGAUACAUUUUCAGUUGUGGUUAUAAAAAGCUCUUAUGAUAAUGUUUUUAGAAAAAACUGUUCACUGUUCAAACAACUCUGAUAAUCAAUUUCGUAGAAAGAAAUGUUCACUUAUAUGAUACCCUUUCAUAAGUUAGCAGAAAGAGUUGUUCACUGUUUAAACAAAAACUCGUGAUGCACUUUCACUGUUAGCUUUGUAGAGAGAAAAAGAAAUAUCACUUGUUCCAGUUUAGAAUUAUAAAAUUAAAGAUUGGGAAAAGUA
This is a messenger RNA of Mercenaria mercenaria, 4616 nucleotides long. RefSeq names its product FACT complex subunit SPT16-like. Gene Ontology annotation, molecular function: nucleosome binding. Gene Ontology annotation, cellular component: FACT complex. The record is from RefSeq and is a predicted model, not a curated record. The transcript has 25 exons. Bases 90 to 3404 code for a protein of 1104 amino acids. Gene Ontology annotation, biological process: transcription elongation by RNA polymerase II; positive regulation of transcription elongation by RNA polymerase II. Lineage: Eukaryota; Metazoa; Mollusca; Bivalvia; Venerida; Veneridae.